Pollicipes pollicipes is the source of this 866-nucleotide messenger RNA. RefSeq lists its product as uncharacterized. The transcript is spliced from 4 exons. The coding region runs from base 115 to 636 and encodes 173 amino acids. The record is from RefSeq and is a predicted model, not a curated record. Lineage: Eukaryota; Metazoa; Arthropoda; Thecostraca; Pollicipedomorpha; Pollicipedidae.
UGCGAGCAUUGACCGUGCACGAGUGCUGGCAAAAACGGGCCAGCGAGCGCACGGAGCGCUUGCGUGCCGACUCGAGCACCUACCCACCUGAGCGACAUACACCGACCGGCAGAGAUGAAGGCGUGCAUCUGGAUGAACCUCCUGCUCUGGCUUGGUGUAAUCGUCGCCGUGCUCUCUACGGCGCAGGCCGAGGAUACCGCAGCCGGCAAGCUGUCCGCCAGGGACCCGAAAAUAUAUUUCGGUGGUCUAUACUCGACGUUGACGAGGCUCCGGGUGUCCCUAACCACCACGGGAACUCGAUUCUUUACGUGCAUUACCAGCAUCAACAACGCCCUCACUUGCACGGGAAGGAGGCGCCGGAGGAACAUUAUCCCUGCUGUCAACUUUGCGACCGGGAGUUCUGAGUUACAGGCUCCGGCCAUGCCGAUGGUGCACAGCUCCAUGUCAGGCGCCCCAGAGGCUGGCGUGAAGACGAACUCGGAGGUGCGCGACCCGAAGGGGCUCUUCCUCACCAUCUUCACCACCAGUACCAGCACCGUAACCUUGGGCACCUACUUCUCCGACACGGGCACCACGGUCUCGGUCAGCUUCGGCUGCUUCGACCCGUCCUUCAGCUUCCCACCCUUCUGCGGCUAGGAAGUGAGGUCAUGUCUUCCCCCGCACCGCCUCUCGACGUGCUCUACCAUCCCCGGCCGUCCCUAGCCAGACCUGCCGUGUGCGCGCUAUGUCCCUGGUGCCAGCCUGGGGGUGGUGUUCAUUGUUUUCACCUCCAGACUGGCAAAGGGUGCCAGUGUGAUCGGUCAACACGUUAUUGUAUUUCGACGCGGGCCUGUGAUGGCCAUCUGAGCGCCGCCCAUGCUUCGCAA